Acyrthosiphon pisum (pea aphid) is the source of this 537-nucleotide messenger RNA. RefSeq names its product dynein assembly factor 1, axonemal-like. Gene Ontology annotation, biological process: axoneme assembly. Lineage: Eukaryota; Metazoa; Arthropoda; Insecta; Hemiptera; Aphididae. The record is from RefSeq and is a predicted model, not a curated record. Gene Ontology annotation, molecular function: dynein complex binding; protein binding. The transcript has 4 exons. Gene Ontology annotation, cellular component: axoneme. Bases 1 to 537 code for a protein of 178 amino acids.
AUGGGAAAAACUGAUGAAUUGAACGGUUGUUUUCAUAAUCGUCUCGAGCCUGGAAUGACAAAAGAAACGAUCAAGGAAAGUUGCAAACAAAAUAAAUUGUACUUAAUACCUAGUCACAAUGAUGUACUGUAUCUUCAUUUUAGAGGAUUUUCAAAGAUUGAAAACUUGGAAGAAUAUACUGGGCUAAAAUGUCUGUGGUUAGAAAACAAUUGCUUAACAAACAUUUCUGGACUCGACAAUCAAACAAAGCUCGUCGGUUUGUACAUGCACAACAACGCAAUCUCCAAAAUCGAAAAUCUUGAUUUCUUGAUCAAACUAAACACGAUAAAUUUGAGCCAUAAUUUCGUUAAAAUUAUUGAAAACUUAGAUCACUUGCAGGACCUAAAUUCGUUGAUUAUAUCUCACAACAAGCUUUCUACAGCGAGCGACAUUGCUCAUUUGGCCAACUGUAAAACCUUGUCUAUACUCGAUCUUUCAUUUAACUACUUAGAUGAUCCAGAAAUCAUUGAUGUAAGUCGCUAUUUAGCAAACUACUAA